This is a messenger RNA of Labrus bergylta (ballan wrasse), 1648 nucleotides long. The record is from RefSeq and is a predicted model, not a curated record. Lineage: Eukaryota; Metazoa; Chordata; Actinopteri; Labriformes; Labridae.
CCUUUCGUGUCCUCUCCUCUCAAGGGGGGAUUUCCCUUUAAAGUUUGGGAAUAUUCAUAAGCUCCCAGAGGUCUGAGAGCUCAGAGAUUUAACCUUCCUCACCCCAACAAUCCACUGCUGGUCAGUCAGUGAGAACCCUCACUGUGCAGCUGAGCUUUAUUCAGACCUGCUUAACUUUAUUUAAAACUAGAGAGGACACUGUUUACAAAGAUACCAGAUGUGUCAGGGGGAAGUUGCUAUUAAACCGGAAUAUCUCUCAAAUGUAGGUUAUACUGUACAUGCGGUGAUUCUCUCUCAGAAUUUCCUCUUUGUUAAAUGUUAAAACUUUCAUGCAUCAGAGGGUAACUCAUGUCUAUACGCAGCACACUGAAAUAAGAGCAGUCCUGAAACCUGACAGAAUGCUGAUUUGUUCCCAAACAAAGCUUGACAUCGGUCAGUUCGUCUCACAGAACAAGACUCCACACAGACUCGGUUGGUAAACGAACACGAAGCCUGGCAGACUAAAGUGAGUGUGUGGUUUCAGUUUCAGCGUGUACAGGGGGAAACCACAGUCUGCUGCUUUUAGAGUUUGGUGAGACCUGAUUGGCCGGCUUUAAAGAAACUCUGUCUUCAUCUGACGCUCACUUCCUCCCAGGAAGACGGUCCCCUGCUCUUUGAGAAAGAAGCUCAAACUCGCUCUCCGUCCACAUGAAGACGACCUGACGAGUCGUCACUCUGAACACAAACCAGUCGUCGGAGGGGAAACAUGUAGCUCAGCUGUCCACGUGCGUACCAGCUGUUUCCGCCGUGUUGGAGGUCUCCAUCUGCUCGCCGCUACUGCCUGGAGGAAGUUGGCGUGUUCUAGAGCAUGAGUGGCAGUCGACCCCCCCCUGACGGCCGCCAGGGGUCAUGUGAGGCCUCGUACCGCUGGCACCAUUACAGGAAGCGCUGGCAGCAGUCAGACCCCCAGCAGGCUCCUGAGCGUCCCCUGGACAGGUACAGGUGGAGGACUUCUGCCUGCCUGGCAUCGGGGGCAGCAAAGAUGGCCGCCCCUGAGGGAAAAGGCCACGACAGAGAGGCUCCUCGUCUGCGGCUGCUUGGGCUCCAGAGGUCCAGCCCGGCCCCAGAGUCCACCUCAGGCCAUGAAGAACAAUCCAGAACAAUGUCUCUACGCAGGAUCUUCCCCUACUUCAGGUCCGUGUCUGAACCCGGUGCAGGCGGCGAGUCGGGGAGGAGAGCGCCCUCCGUCAGCAGCUUCAUCACCUCGUUCUCCAGGAGGAUCAGCAGAGUCCUCAGAGACGAGGCGGAAACUGAAGCAGGAGAGUCCGAUGUCAAAGGUCCUCCAGCCCAUCAGUUCUCCUGCGGUCAGAGUCCUUACACCGACAGCGGGGCCUGGGAGAGGAAGUUCUGCAUCCUGACCGACAGCCAGCUCAUCCUGCUCAACAAGGACGAUGAGGCUGCGGGAGAGGCUCAGGAGAGCCCGACAGACUCAGCCAAGGCCCGGAGUCUCCGCAGGACCGUCAGCGUCCCCUCAGAGGGACAAUUCCCAGACUUCCCAGCAGAGGGCGCCAGCAUGUUAGGUAAGGAGCAAGAAGCGGGUGAGAGAGGCCGGUUGUUGCCAUGACAAUAAACGAAACAGUUGUUGGCUGUGAGCUGGUUUUUCAUCCUG